AUGACGUAUUUCUUCCUGUACACCUGGAACACUUCCUUGUUUAAGGAAGAAAUUGAUGAAGAAAACAUUAUUUUAACGCUGGUCCCAGUGACAGAGGAGCCCACCAUUGAAGUGUCUACCGAAUCAAAUAUGUCUUCACCCAUUGGCCUCCAGCCACCAGUUCCCCCUGUGCCAACUUCUAAGGCUAGCAAGCCUCCAGCGUCCCCACGAGUGCCCAAUCUGCCAGCUGUGCUGCCCCCCAUUAAUGAUGUGUCCCGGAACACUCUUCGGGAAUGGUGUCGCUAUCACAACUUGAGUACAGAUGGAAAGAAAAUUGACGUGUACAAGAGACUCCUGGAGAAUUCAUAUUCAAAACAACAAUGCCACAUUCCCGACACAUCUCUUGAAGCCAGACUGAAGCCACUUCCCAGGAAACCCAAGACUGUUGUCACCAAAAGAUCCAAGCCUGAAAAUCUCAAUAGUAGGAGAGAGGAGACCGGGAUAGUUGAAGUGCUAACUUCAGAAAGGGAGUCGGUAUUCGCAACCUGGGGAAGGAUCGCUAUGAGAGCUGCCCUGCCUAGAAAUGUGAACCGACAACCUCUUCCCUCUAAUGUAAAGGCCUUUCUGCCUCCAGCCACUGGAUGCAGGUGGUGUGUUGUCCAUGGCAGAAUGCUCCCUGCAGAUAAGGCAGGCUGGGUGUGCCUGCAGAUGCACGCCGGGCAUGCCUGGGUUCCAGACACUCCCCAGAGGAUGAUGUGUCUCUUGCUACUACCAGCCUGUGUUUUCCCAACCCCAGGAGUGGAAGACAACCUGCUGUGUCCUGAGUGCGUCCACAGCAAUAGGAAGAUGUUGAGAAAUUUUGAAAGCGAGAAACGCAAAAAGCAAUCUCCAAAUUUGCCAACUUAG
Peromyscus maniculatus bairdii (prairie deer mouse) is the source of this 885-nucleotide messenger RNA. The record is from RefSeq and is a predicted model, not a curated record. Lineage: Eukaryota; Metazoa; Chordata; Mammalia; Rodentia; Cricetidae.